AUGGCCCGUGUGAUGGGAAGAGCGGGCUCGGCCUUGGCCGCAGCUAGACGUGCUCCCAGUCGGGCUGUUCAACGGAGAGCUCGCAAACACAAAGUGAUCAUGGAGUCUGUGACCCAAGAAAAGAAGAAGCUCCGAAGUGUUAUCUGUUUCGAGGCCAAAGCACCAAGUGGCUACACCUUCAUUCCAGCAGGAAAUCCUCAGCUCACCACCUCAUGCAAGGAGCGGUGUCGAAAGGAGAAUCUCCAAAUCUACGCAGUCUCGACUACCCCUCAUGCUCGCACUCACAACCUUUCUCAGCAUGUGCACCGGAUAGGCUAUCAUUUUCCGAGCACCGUGGUGGCUGCUGUUUGUUCAGAGUUGGGUCUCUACCUCACAAGCACUGGAAAGACGUUGCCCAUCUACGCUAUGAGCAUGAGAGAGAACCACUCUCGGGCUGGGUCUGAAGUCUCCCAAGUAACUCUGAAUACAGAUGCUAGAGACGCAAUCAGGGAUCUAUUUCCCAACAUCCCAGAUAAAGAUCUCAACCAGAUUAUCAAGACUGCAUUUCAAAAGGGCCAGAAAAAAGUCGGAACUGCCACCGAAUUGCCCAUGGCUCGGAGGGCACAGCUGGCAGUGGUUGCACACAUUCGUCAUACUAAAACUGACUACGAUAGCCUCUUGAAAAAAUUGUCCUUCCAUGAGGCACGACACAGUGUUGAGCAUAUGACUCUGAAAACAGUCAUUGAAUGGCGAGGGGAUGAUGAGAAUGGCCAGACAGUCCUUGAGGAUGUCUUCCGCGAGGUGAUCGUCAUCUCUGAUGACGAAGACAGUGAGUCAGAAGAAGAUGCGAUACCUGGCGCAGGCCAUCAGAGCACCAGGGUGGAGAUACUCCCCAGUGACACUCGGGCUCAUGAAAUUCGGACUCCGCUCAUCGGCAAUGCGAACCGUUCGGGCCAGGGAACUCCCCGGGAGCUAUCCGAGGAAGCACCGCCUGGAUUCAGGUUUGUCCCAAGAAUGGCGGCGGCAAAAAAUAUUGUCGACCGUCGAGGAUUCAGCAGGUACCAGGCAUGGAACCGUGCUAUCAAGGAAUACAGAGAGGGCAUGCAAGAUACCCAGAAAACCAGAUUUGCUGGUACCACUGCUGAAAACAAAAGUCCGCGGUAUGCCACGCAACGUAUUGCCGCUCAGGAAGUCCCUGUUUCUAGGCGCCCGGACGUCGUCACCCACGCUGAGGCUCAGCAACGACUCAUUCCAGGCUCAGCCAGUAUGGAAAACCAGGUGCAACGAUCUACUUUACCACUAAUGGACCGGCAGGUGGCCAAGGGGAAUGUAGGCGUCCAGGGGACUUACGUUCCCUCGGACUCCCAACAGAAAGCCUCAAAUUAUGAGAUCAACGCUAGGCCAAUGGGACUAACCAACCAGGAAUCACCUGAACUGCAGAUAUUGGAAGAACUCUCCGGAUCCAGAGGUGUGAAAAUGGCCUCGGGUAUCCCUCCCACUAGAAUGGACUCCAGGUUUCGGUACAAAAGACUGCCUCCUCAGUCGGAGGACAGAGCAAAUGCACCUGUGUUUGUGAGCGGACCCAAGGACAUCGCCCAGAGUAGCGAGGUCCCCUCUAGACGUCGUCCUGACCCCAUCAGUUCCCUUUACUCUUUACCAGGUUCAAAGCAAGCAGAGCGCAUUUUGCCAUCCAUUGAAAAUCCCUGGUCGCUAGAGAGCCGGCGAAUUGACGGUUCACAUCCUUUGGUCAACAUGGCUAAAAGGAUGUCGCUCCGCUCGGUCACGCCAGGCCGUCCCCAAGGGGACAUGAUGCAUUACGACCAGGACACCGAACAGGAUGGCAACAAUGACAAAGCCAGCAAAAGAAGGCGUUUGUACCAUGAGGGUUCUCGUCCUGAAACCCUACCCGGACCAAGGCCCAUCGGGAUUCCCGUUUCCGAAGGGUUUGGGCCAAGAGAAUCCUAUCGCCGCAUCGACCUGGCUCCGGAACACCGACCCCAGGAUCAAGUUCAUCUUCGUCGAGACUAUAUGCCAAUGGAGCAACCCGUUGUAGGACGCCAGAGGAGCCCCGUUUCUUUUGUCAAUCCCCCACAUGCCAAUCUCGAUGCAAGACCAUUGGACCGGCAGCAUAUCGAUGGACCACAUCAUCAUCGCUCUCAACCUGAACAUUUAUCCAGUGUUCUUGUCUCGGAGGGCGAUCGCACCUUCAGAGCUGCACCGGCCGUCUCCAAUCCUGGAGCUUGGCAUCAGUACGGUGAUCGUAGUCUCCGCAUGCCAAAAGAACCGCGCGCGCGAAGUCGCAUUGAUGGCGGCCGCCUUUUGCCAGAAGAGUUUCACCAGGACAGGAACUUGUAUGCCGAUGGCUUCGUUCGCCACGUUGACAUCCGGGAACCCCCUCCACUUGAAUACGUCUCCCGGCGCCCAGGACCUGAGGCUAAGCCGACUGGAGAUUCUUCUCUGCCUGUUAGGACAAGAAUCACUGAUUAUCCUGGCACCAAACCUUUUUCUUACGCCCAGAUUUCCCCGGACCAACGCGGACCAUUGCCUAUGGGGUCACGAAUGGCCCCCGUUUCCCACAACCACGUCCGCACACUAUCUGAAUCUUCCCCGGGGAAAAGCCAGCCUCAUGUGUCCCCUUCUCAAAUUCACAGACCACUCAGUGGCGGGUUUAUCUCCUCGCGACGGCCACCGCCUGGCCUCCCUCCAUCUUCCCUGGCCAUGGAGCAAAACCGACCCGUCUACGUCCAGCGAGUUGAUCCGAGGCCAUCCUACUAUCCUGUCUCAGACGGCAGACCUAUUGUCAUUGUUGAUUAA
Messenger RNA from Penicillium arizonense, 2793 nucleotides. RefSeq names its product DUF2293 domain-containing protein. Lineage: Eukaryota; Fungi; Ascomycota; Eurotiomycetes; Eurotiales; Aspergillaceae. The coding region runs from base 1 to 2793 and encodes 930 amino acids. The transcript has 5 exons. The record is from RefSeq and is a predicted model, not a curated record.